Messenger RNA from Somion occarium, 1180 nucleotides. The record is from the annotation of a GenBank genome assembly. NCBI's taxonomy places the organism in Eukaryota, Fungi, Basidiomycota, Agaricomycetes, Polyporales, Cerrenaceae.
GCUCUCAUUCGAACUUAGAAAGGUAGGCAACAUUCUUCUUCAGUCUCUUGACAGGCUUCCCUGCUUCAAUCUUCGACACGCGUAUCUUUGAACAGCAACGUUAUAAAAACAUCUCGACUCAUGAUGUCUGCUCUACCUAACCCCUUCUUUCAGCUAUCAUGUCGUCGAACUCCUUCUUUGUCAUUGCGUCGAUUCGCAUUCUCAGUGGUUUGUUUUCUACCUUGAAGGGCGUUGCUAUCAAUGCAGGCGUAAUUAUUUGGGAUACGUUGCUGGCACUCUAUAACAUGGUAGCACCUAAAAGGCCUGCGAAUGGUGUCACUCCCGAGGGAUAUCCAGGCGCGAACGGGCUAUGGCCUGCUUACACCCCUGCUCAAAAGGACGAUAGCAGGUGCUCUUGUCCUGCUUUGAACGCUAUGGCGAAUCAUGGCAUCCUCCCUCACUCAGGUCGCGCGAUCAAGUUCAAGGACCUCAGCACCGCAAUCCGUACGACAUACAACUUCGCACCGACGUUCUGCUAUUUCGUGCCGAACUACAUCGCAGGCGUUCUUGACCGCGAUUACUUGACUGACAGUUUCGACUUGAGUGAUAUUGACGUCCACAAUGGCAUUGAGCACGAUGCCUCGCUCACCCGCCACGAUAGUAUAUUUGCAAAGGACCAGGGCACACCGGCAGUCAAGCUCAUUGAAGAACUCCUCGCUAGCGGGACAGGUCCGAACGGGAACCUGACUACUGCAGAUCUCUCUCGGUUCUCUGGAAAACGCAGAGUGGAGGCUAAAGCGGUUAAUCAUCAAUACAGUCUUUCGUUCCUCCACAAAAUGUUCAGCAGCUCCAAUUCUUCGACUAUGUUGACCAUCUUUGGUGGCGACAUCAAGGACCUUCGUCCAUUCCUCUUGGAAGAACGGAUUCCUGACGGAUGGCAGUCUCGUAUAACUAAACCUAUGGGAUUAACCAUUGCUGAGUUCAACUCUACGGUGCUGAGGGUGGAAUUGGGUAUCAAGGAGGAACUGCCUUCUUCUUUCAUAGGAGAUGCCAGUGGGAAGAAGUCUUAACUCGAAAAGGAUGUGACUGUAAAGUACUUGGAUCUUUGAAUUUGGCCGCAGAGGUUCGGAAAUUUCAAGCGCACUCACUGUCGUUAGAUAUCUGCCUUGUUCCAGUAGUACUAUCCUGUGCAUAGCACGUU